Messenger RNA from Plasmodium relictum, 2403 nucleotides. RefSeq names its product fam-j protein. The annotation marks the transcript as partial. Lineage: Eukaryota; Apicomplexa; Aconoidasida; Haemosporida; Plasmodiidae. The transcript is spliced from 7 exons. The record is from RefSeq and is a predicted model, not a curated record.
AAUAUUUGCAUUUCACAAGAACUACAAGAGGGGAACCCAUAUUUAUUUUUAGAAGAAAUAUCUUCAAAUAUUCAUACAAGAGAAAACUCUCCUAGUAUGAGAAAUUUUAUUGAUGCAGUAAAUAUAGAGAAAGAUGAAAUUCUAAGUACAUUAUCAGAUUCACAAAUACAACCUGUCAAUUUACAUCUUGAACAUGAAAACUCAACCAUUCAUACUGAAACAGAAUCCUCUAGUAUAAGUUUAAUGGGUACAGAAAAUGUGGAAUAUGAAGAUUAUGUUGAAUUACAAAAUGCAUUAGGUGGAAUUCUAAGAACAUUACCAGAUUCACAAAUACCUUUCAAUUUGCCUCUUGAAUAUGAAAACUCAACCAUUCAUACUGAAAUAGAAUCCUCUAGUAUAAGUUUAAUGGGUACAGAAAAUGAAAAACAUAAAGAUUCAUAUAAUUCACAGCCUAUUUUAAAUUAUUCAUCAGUAACUUCCAAUUAUUUGAAAGGAGAAUUCCUUAACUUACUCUCAGAAGAUCAAUGUUCAACUAUUAAUUAUGAAGAUAUAAUUCCCACUACUAGCAAUUUAAUGAUCCCAGAAAAUGUAGGAAAUGAAGAAUAUAUUGAAUUACAAAUUAUUCCCGUUGAUUUUCCCAUAGAAAAACAUGCUACAACUAUUAACUAUAACGAAGAUAUGAGCUCAGUAGAUGAAAUUGAACAAAUAUCAGGAGAAUAUAUGGGAAAUGAAAAAAAUGAGGAAAAACUUGAUGAACAAAUUCGUGAAGAAAAUAUAUUUGAAGAAAAAAACUUCUUUGAUGAUUUAUCUGUUAUCAAUUCUAGUAUAGAUAUUAGUAGUGAUAAUAAAAAUUCAUACAAAAAAAAAGGAAAGAAGAGAAGUUACGAAGACAUUGAUAAUUUAGGUGAUCAUAAUAUUGAAGAAGAUAUAUGUAUUGAGCCAAAAAAAAAUUAUGUUUAUAAUCAAAUUGCUGAAGAUUUUGUUCUUUCUCUUUCAAAUAUUUUCAAAAUACAAAUUAACUGUUUACCAGAUAAUGUAGUUCCAAGUUUACAAAAACUAAGAGAUAUAUUAAGCGAUGACAAUAAAAGUACAAAUAAUAAUAUAGAAAAAAAAAUUAACAUAAACAUUUUGCCAUUAAGAGAGAUUAUAACUGAGGAAAUAAAAAAAAUUAAUCCUUCUGACCUAAGAGCAAUAAAAGAAUACUAUGAUAAAAAUAUAGAAGGAGAAAAAUUAUUAAGAAUCAUUAAUAACAAUAUUUUGUUAUUUAGACAUAAAACGAACCAUAAAUUUAAUAUAAAAGCAAUGUAUGAAAGAAUAAAUAAAAUUUUAAAAAUUUUUGAGGAUUUAGCUAUUGAGCAUGAAAAUUUGCGGGACUUAUAUAAUUUAAAAUCAGCUAUUGUGAAUAAUCUCAUGUACAAUAAAUUAUUUUCUAUUGCAUUUAUUCAACCAUCAAGAGUCUUUAAACGUAUUUUUGAAAUAUUGAAAUGCAUGGAUAAAUUAAUAGAAUGUUCAGAAAAAUCAAUUAAAAAUGGAUUUAAAUUAAUAGAUUGUGAUUAUUUUCGUACUACUCAAAAGAUUAUAUUUAGUCUUCAUAAAUCAAUGACUGCAACUAUUGCAAGUAAUUUGAUUAAAAUUGACGAUAUUUUGAAAACAUUGAAUUUAUCAUAUAAAGACCACGAUAUAAUAGUAAAAACUAUUUUUUAUUUUUUUAAAAAAGAAAACGUAAAAAAUAAGGAAAAAUUAAAGCUUUACAUAAAUAAACCUUACGAAAAAAAUUCUUUAGAAGCAAUUUAUAAUUUUUUAUUAGAAGAAGAAAAAAAUGUUACAUACUACUAUAAUGAAGCGUUUAAAAUUUUUAAUUUAAAUUUAAGUGACAAAAAUAGGGGAAGCAUGAUCUUCGAUGAUUUAAUAAAUAACAGAAAUACUGCAGAUAGUUUAUUCUCUCUUUAUGAAACUCUUAUAAAAUUAAUAGGAGGUUUAUUUUUUAAGAAACAAUUAACCAUUAUUAUGAAUAUACGUAGAUCAUUACUUAAUAUGAGUUUAUUGAGAAAAAGGAAAAAUAUUUCAGAUGCAAAAAAUUUAAAUAAAGAACACCAAUUAGAUUUGCUCUCUCAAAUAGAAAAAGAAAAAUGUAAAAUGGAAAAAAUUAAGCUUAAUAUAAGAAAUUUAUAUUUAUUGGUUACUACAAAAAAUGAAAUAAAACGUAUUCAAGUAUCAAGCUCUUUAAUAAAUAAAAUAAAUGAAAUUAUAUCAAUUUUACGUUUCAUUUGUAAAAUAAAAUAUAAAGAUAUAGAUAAAAUUGAUCUUAAUAAAAAAAAAAGGGCUGGUAUGGAAAAUAUUUUGCUUGCACUAUAUUAUGCCAACCAAAGGCUUUCAAAGUUUACUGAAAGUGAAAUACAAUAA